Messenger RNA from Erigeron canadensis, 1749 nucleotides. Its product is annotated as mannose-6-phosphate isomerase 1-like. Bases 121 to 1530 code for a protein of 469 amino acids. Gene Ontology annotation, molecular function: mannose-6-phosphate isomerase activity; zinc ion binding. NCBI's taxonomy places the organism in Eukaryota, Viridiplantae, Streptophyta, Magnoliopsida, Asterales, Asteraceae. The record is from RefSeq and is a predicted model, not a curated record. The transcript has 5 exons. Gene Ontology annotation, biological process: carbohydrate metabolic process; GDP-mannose biosynthetic process. Gene Ontology annotation, cellular component: cytosol.
CAAACCGUCCUCCUGAGAUUCAUUCAUUCAGAAACGAACGUUACCGACACCGACGGAUAGGACAGUCCGACAGUGUGUGUAUCUAUCUAUAUCUAUAAUAAUAAUAUAUAAUACAAUAUAAUGGUGAUGGAGAUGAACGACCCCAUGGAUCUGGUGAGGCUAAAAUGUUCGGUCCAAACCUACGAUUGGGGACGAAUCGGUCACGAUUCACUUGUUGCUCGUUUAUUCACAAACAACAAUUGUGAUAAUGUUGAAUUUGAUGAAAACCAGCAUUAUGCUGAGCUUUGGAUGGGCACUCAUGAUUCCGGUCCCUCUUUCGUAGUCGACGAAAAGGACAAUGUGACUUUGAAGUCGUGGAUUUUGAAUCAUCCCCAAGUUUUAGGUGAUGGUGUUGUUGUUGAUAAGUGGGGAAUUGACCUCCCUUACAUGUUUAAGGUUCUUUCGGUUGGACGGGCAUUGUCAAUGCAGGCGCAUCCUGAUAAGGCAUUGGCGGGGUUUCUUCAUACAUUGAAGCCAAAUGUGUAUAAAGAUGCAAAUCACAAGCCUGAAAUGGUUUUGGCUGUAACGGAAUUUGAGGCCUUAUGUGGGUUUAUUAGCCCCGAGGAGCUUGAAGCUGUGCUUGAAAAUGUUCCCGAGAUCAAGGAAGUGGUUGAUGGUUCAUAUGCAGACCAAGAUUUACCUGUCAACAAGCAAGACAAGGAAGCGAAAGAUAUGCAAUUUCUUCAAUCAAUAUUCAUUAAACUCAUGUCAGCUGAAAGUAAAGUGGUUUCUGCAGCAGUGUCCAAACUGAUCAAUCGGAUAAAUUUGGAAAAGAAGAUGAGGCAGCUAACUAGCAAGGAAGAACUGGCAUUGAAGCUUGAAAAUGAGCACCCACAUGAUAUCGGGGUCAUUGCAUCCUUUCUCUUUAAUCACGUGAGGUUGAAUCCGGGUGAAGCUUUGUAUAUAGCACCAAAUGAACCUCAUGCAUAUUUGGGUGGCGACUGUGUUGAGUGCAUGGCAACUUCAGAUAAUGUUGUGCGCGCUGGUCUUACUCCAAAACACAGGGACGUAAAAAUCCUCUGCUCAAUGCUCACAUACAAGCAGGGGUCCCCAGAAAUCUUGAAAGGGGUCCCAUUAGAUGCGUAUACCACCAGAUACAACCCUCCUUUUGAGGAAUUUGAAGUUGAGCGCUGCAUGCUUGACCAAGGUGCAUCAGUCGUUUUCCCAGCAGUACCCGCUCCUUCCAUUUUCUUAGUCCUUUCGGGACAAGGAUCCAUGUGCAUAUCAUCAUCUUCACCAUUGUCAACAUCAUCAUCACCGUUGUUAUCACCAUCAUCGUCUUCAUCUUCAUCAUCAUCAUCAUCUUCAUCAUCAUCACCAUCUUCAUUAUCGCCAUUGUCAUUACCAUCAUCUUUAUCGGAAGAUAUAGUGCGUGGAGGGGAUGUUUUAUUUGCUCCUGCAAAUACAGAGAUUCAUGUGAGUACAGAAUCCGAGUUGCAUUUGUAUAGAGCUGGAGUUAACCACUUAAUGUUUCCAAAAGUGUCGACAUAACAUUGAGGAGUUGGUAAGUAACAGUGUUUUCGUGUGUACAUGUGUAUCAUUAUGUGUCGUAAUCUUCAUAGCAGUAACUUAAAAUAACACCUACCUACAUAGUUGUCAAAAGUGAUAUAAACAAUGUCAAAUCCAUAAGAGAAACAUACGUUUGUCAUAAUUUAUUUUUUAUAUGUAUGUCUUUGUAAUUUGAUUUAUUUAGAUGAUUAUAUAAAUUCA